AACAUCCAUAUUCCAAUCACAACCUCUCUCAGAGUCGGCCAGUAAACGUAGAAGAUUCACGAAAAGUCGCGCAGAGCAUCGAAGGAAAAAUGGCGGUGAUGGAGAGAUUGAAGAUGUUCGUAGUUCAAGAGCCUGUGGUUGCUGCUUCUUGCCUCAUCGCUGGUUUUGGCCUCUUCCUUCCAGCAGUGGUAAGACCGAUCCUGGAUUCUUAUAAAGCUUCAGAUCAAGUCCCUCCACCUGCUUUAAGUGAUGUUGUCGCAGGUAUGACCGGAAAGAAAUAGAGGGCGAUGCAGAUGGCUGUAAUGGUGUAUUGAAUUUAAAAAAAGAAAAGAAAAGAAAGAUUCCUCCAUUUUCAACCCAUUUUGAUUCCCAUCAUUGAAAUAAUCCUAACUCUACAAUGAUUUAUGGAGAUUUAGUAAUACUUUGAGUUUCAUACUGUUUUCUGUGAGCACAUACAUGGUGUUCACUUCGCUCGUGUAACUGUUUAUGCUGUUUUGUUCAUUAUGAGCUCAACUGAUGUGUCUUUCAGACUCACAUACCAAUGGAUUGGGGUUGCACUGUAUGAUCCUAUAUUUUGGUGUUA
Molecule: messenger RNA, 583 nt
Organism: Humulus lupulus (European hop)
Lineage: Eukaryota; Viridiplantae; Streptophyta; Magnoliopsida; Rosales; Cannabaceae
Exons: 3
Coding region: 90-281 (63 amino acids)
Source: RefSeq, a predicted model, not a curated record